UCCUCUUUCGGCUGUGACAAGUGGUGGCCACCAACGUGGAGAGCGGAAGCCGUUCUGUUCCUCUUCGAACGAAUUACGUUGAGGCCAGAGCCUGCGCGUGCGGCGGCAGUUUAAGCUCCGACCUUCUGCUUCCCACGAGAGAACGGGAGCGGCGGGGACCAGGCGAACGUAAGGAGCACGCGAGGCUGCUGGGUGGCGCCGAGUUCUCGCCGCCCUUUCUCUUCUCCCCGCAACUGUCCUUAGGCAGAGGCGACUGGUCAGUCUGUCAGUCAUAACCGGUUUGAACCGGAGUGCGAGGAGCUACCGCCGCCACCGCCAUGGCUGAAACCGAGGAGAGGAGCUUAGACGACUUUUUCGCGAAACGAGACAAAAAGAAACGAAAAGAGAAAAGUAGCCGGGGAAGUGCCACUGCCGCGCCUUCCACGACUGCCUCUUCCAAUGCCACUGCCGCGGGUGUGACUGGGGGAAGUCGGCAAGCAGAAGGCGCCCAUGGAGCCGCCUCUAAUGCUAACGCGGCCACCGGCGCUGCUAAGGCAGCAAACAAGGAAGAGGAUGACUGGAAAGAAUUUGAGCAGGAAGAAAUAAUUGACUACAGUGGCCUCAGAGUUCAGUCCAUGCAAAUUAGUGAAAGAGAUGAAGAAGAAAGUGAGAAAAAAGAAGAACCAAGGGAUAAUAGUGAGGAACCAGGUGGAAGUUUGGAGAAAUCAUCUGGUCCUUGGAAUAGAUCUGCUCCUACACAAAUACCUGUUGCUGAAAUUAUUGAAAAUCCAGAGCCAGUGCAAUCCAGUGGAGUAUAUAGGCCACCUGGUGCAAGAGAAGGCAGGACACGAAAAGUGCCACAAGGUCCUCCAGAGAUCUAUAGUGAUACACAGUUUCCAUCAUUGCAGUCCACUGCCAAGCAAGUAGAUACUAGAAAAUCAUAAACAAGUAUACAAUGUGAUCUGCACUAGAGGAAGCAAGUGUGCUUUAAGCAUAACUAGGGAGGAUAUGGAUUUUAUCUGCAGAAGCUCAGACUGAAAUUUUUAAAAACCAGUUUCUCGAUUUAUGCAGUGCUAUUUAGAGAGGUGGGAUGUGAGAUUGUUGUAUAAUUUGAUCUGGGCCCUUUCCUAAUAUCAAAUUACCUUCAAUGGGACUUGGUCCAUUGCAGAACUUCAGUUUUUUAAUUGAUACUGAGUAAAUGGUUCAAAUUUUAAUUAUAGGUGGUUUAUCAAUAUUAAACUUAAGCAGUAAAUUACAGUAUAUCUGUAUUUGUACCAUAAUAUAUACAAAGAUGGCAUUUGCCAAUUUUGUUUCAUAAUCUGUUACUGCAUUUGGGAUUAUUUGUGUUAAGAAUGACUUUUAGACAGUCCCUACACAAUUAAUGGAUUUUAUUUGAAUGUCAGUCUUCUUGUAACUGACUGCUUAUAAAUAAGUAUUCCAGGUCCAAGCUUUCAUGCGACUUAAGUUCAAUUAAAAAAAACAAGCAUGCAGAAAUAGUUAUGCAUUUAGCUUAUGCUUUGGAAUAGUUUCUGAAUGUUGCAUUUAGGACAUUACCAUAUUCAUAAUUAUUGACAUGUUGCAGUGUUAAUCUAUUUGGGAUGUUGGGAUACAUUUUUGUGCCUGCAAUCCAGUGAACUGCCUCACUAAUGCUAUCAAAAGUUUUGAAAAUAUAUAUGCUUGUAUAACAGAAUUUAUAUGCUUGUAUAACAGAACCGAGUUUGUCAUUUCAAAAUCAGUUUAUGAAAUGGCAUUGAGGUUUGUUCAGAGAAAUGUCAUCAGUGGCAUAUGCAAGCCCUUACCAUGCCUGCAAUAGUUCUUUGGAUUACCGUCUCCUUUGUUAGGACCCUAGUCAUGGAAUUUUGCAACUAAAUUAGUGUCAUUGAUUAGUAUUGCUAAAGGGCAAGUGUGUCUAAGACAGUUACUGAUUACAUUUAUUUUCCCUUAGGGAUAAAGAAAUGGAGAAGAGCUUUGAAGUAGUAAAACACAAAAAUAGAGGUAGGGAUGAGGUUUCAAAAUCCCAGGCAACUAAACUUCAGCUAGACAACCAAUAUGCUGUGCUUGGGGAUCAGUAAAGCUGCACACAUAUUACAAUUAAGGAAUGGUUAUUUGAUACCCUUCCAUUCUUAAGAUAACUAAACCACACCAAUUAUGAACAUGCCGUCUUGUUUCUGCUGGAUCUUCUACAACAAGUGCAGACUACUUUGACGUAAGUGAUUGCUUUUCUGCACUUUGAAAAUAUACUUAAUUUGGUACACCUUCUUUAUAUUAUGAGGGAAAUUAAUAUAAAUUGUUGAACAAGAGUUCCCGGUGUUUUGAUUCCUCUGCAGCCAGUGGUUAUUUCAAAUUUUUUUAUGUUCAGAUACUGAGCCUUCGUAAAGGUUGACUACCUCAGACUUGCUGCACUCAUUGUGGAUACCAUGUGGAUCACAACUUCUGGAAAAGGUUACAACUCUUUGGUGGCCAUCUGAAACUCGAAACCAGCUCUACUGGAUUCCUCUAAGAAAUCCUGCAGAAAUCAGCCAUCUGAGUUGAUAAUAUAAUAUAAUUUAAGUGACCUUAAAUGAGCAGUUUGUUCCGUGCCCCAUUUAUUAUAUCCUUUCACAUGUAGCCAUAAUUUACUAGGAACCUCUAAUGCACACAUUUUUUUUAAAAAAAAAAUGCAGCAUAGUGUUGAGUUUUUCUUUAGUUAUCAGAAAAUAAGUACAUAUCCAGAUAGAAAAUUUAUGGACAUUGGUCUGUAUAUUAACUGGUUUCAUUUGUAUAAAUUCUUCAUUUGAGAAAUAGCUCUCCAGGCUUGACAAAUUGCAAUAUAGCCAGGUAGUUGCAUGGAAUAUGCAACUAUAUAUACUUUACUGGAUAUCAAAGAGUUAGAUUUUCUUUGGAUAAAUGGUCAAUAAAUGUUUGCUCCUAUAAUAUCUGGGACAUAUUUCUGAGAAGUUGACGCUAAAUAUUUAGCCUUAGCAAUAUUAGGAAAUAUCAGCUAUUGCUCACGCAUACCAUUAUAUUUGCAGGAUGGAGAUACUUAUAUGUAUAGUGAAAAAUGUCCAUUGUACUUAUUUACUGUUUAAAAUUUGGAUAUAUUUUGAGAAUAAGAUGUUGCAUUUAUGGCAUUUUUUUCCUCCUGCUGCCCAAAGAGUAAUGGCAACUUCAGUUAAAACUGUUCCCUGGCCAGCUAUGUACUCAUUUAUUUGGAUACAUAUUAACAGUAUUUGAAUACUAAUUUAUGCUAUAUUUUGCUAUAUAACAUUGACAGUGAGUAGAAUUCAAACCAGCUCCCAAAGAGGUUCUUGCUCCCUGGGUUAAUUUUUUUUUACUUUGUUCUUCCAAUCUGAAUCUAAUGUGGCCACUCCUGAUAUGUCUUUCCAAAUGCCUGGCUGUUUUCUGGACUCUCAAGCCAGCAUUUAGACAAAUGUAUUACUUAUGAAGUAGCUAUGUACUUUAUAAAAAGAUGACUUUGCAAUUAAGGAGUGUUUAGAAUAUGAAAUCAUUGCUUUAAAUGAAGAACAGACUGCUUAGAAUAAUAUUUUAUUCCUAUUAAGAAUUGUGAGAUAUAUUCUUCUAAGUAGUUGUGUUUUAUACAGAUGCAGAACCAGUCCUCUACAUGCUUAGAUCACUGGAAGUAAAACAGCUGACAUCGUUGAGUUGCGUAUCUUUCCUGAAAGUUGUCUAUUUGCCAACAAAGCCUUUGCAGGGUAUUAAAGCUGAAGAACUAAGAUUAUGUGAAACGUACAAUUUUAAAUUCCAGCUUUGACAUUUAUUAAAAUUGUUACACAUGAAUCAAGUUUUAAUAUACUGUAUGAUAGGGUAGAUCAAAGCUGUCCUUUGUAUUCACUUGAGUUCUUGGGCAUAGUUGGUAUAGCAAGUUAAUAUUGUAACAUUAAUAAAUAUAGAAAUGUUCAUGACCUCUGCAGUCUAAUGAUUAUAUAUACAUGUUCUGAUGCCGUGCAUCACUUCAGUGUGGCAAAUACAUGAUCAUGGUGUUGGAACUUAAAGCUGCAGUCUUAUGCAUGUUACAAGAAAAAAGUUCUUCUGAGUUCAUUCAUAGAUAUGCAUUGAAUUGGCUGUUGCAAAGUAUUGGUGGCCCGUAAGUAACUUGAAAUGUGUGGUCAUCAUCUACCUCACUGUGUCACUGCUAGCAACACCACUAAUAUCAAGUGGCAAAAAAAAGUAGUUAAAAGGAAACAAUACUGCUAAAGUUGACAGCUUUUUGUAGUGAAGCUAAAACUUUUACAUCCCCAGAUACUUGUUAUUAGUGAAUAUGCUUUCAUUGAAAUAUUACACCAUUGAAUUAGUCAAAUCUUUCAAAAGAAAGUGGAGCUCUAGUAAACAAAGUGCAUAUUUUAUAUUAUAAAUUGUUCCUUGAGAUUCUUAAUUUUGGGAGGAGCUCAUACACAUGUGGAUGGUUUGACUUUAUGCACUCUGAAGUUCUGCAUUUUAUCUAUCCUAACAAAUGUCAUAUAUGCGAAUAUAAACUUCUGUUACACAACUGCUUUGUGAUCCGUGGGCAAAAAUAACUAUAAAGAAACAAACUGAGGUGA
This is a messenger RNA of Crotalus tigris (Tiger rattlesnake), 4517 nucleotides long. RefSeq names its product CDV3 homolog (gene CDV3). The record is from RefSeq and is a predicted model, not a curated record. The transcript has 5 exons. The coding region runs from base 318 to 923 and encodes 201 amino acids. Lineage: Eukaryota; Metazoa; Chordata; Lepidosauria; Squamata; Viperidae. Gene Ontology annotation, cellular component: cytoplasm.